ACCCAAGGACAAUGCUAUAGUGGUGUGUCGAUCUAGAGCAAAGACAGAUCGAUAAAGGUCAAGAUAUGGAGGUUGCUGCUGGGGCCAUGGGCCCUGUCAUAUCUAAGCUCGGUGAGCUCCUUGUUGGAGAAUACAACCUGGAGAAGCGAGUAAAGAAAGGCGUCCAAUCGCUCCUUACAGAGCUGGAGAUGAUGCACGCUGUACUUCGCAAGGUUGGUGAGGUGCAGUCAGACCAGCUCGACGAGCCGGUCCGGAUUUGGGCUGGCAAGGUGAGAGACCUCUCUUGCGACAUGGAAGACGCUGUUGACGACUUCUUGGUGCGUGUGGAUGAGGGUUCAAGCAGCAAGCCAACGAACAUGAGGAAUCGAGUCAAGAAGUUUCUCAAGAAGACCACCAAACUUUUUGUUAAGGGCAAAGCACUUCAUCAAAUAUGUGAUGCCAUUGAAGAAGCUCAGGAUCUUGCCAAGGAGUUGGCGGACCUACGUAAAAGGUACGAGCUUGACAUGUGUUGCACUACCAAUGGUGCUACCAUCGACCCUCGUGUGUUAGCUCUACACAAAUAUGUAGAGGAGCUUGUUGGGGUUGACCGCGCAAGGAAAGAGCUUAUCAAAACACUGAUUUGUGAGGACGGGAGUCCCAAGGAGCAAUUGAAGACGAUCUCUAUUGUUGGUGUUGGUGGGCUAGGCAAGACAACGCUCACCAAAGCAGUCUAUGAGAAGAUCAAAACCCAAUUUGAUUGUGUGGCUUUUGUCCCCAUGGGUCAGAACCCAGAUAUCAAGAAAGUUUUCAAGGACUUACUCUAUGGCCUUGACAAUGAAAAGUUUAGUGACAUUCAUAAUACAACACGGGAUGAAAAUCUACUCAUCAAGCAAAUCAGUGAUUACCUUGUGCAUAAGAGGUACCUCAUCGUAAUCGAUGAUAUAUGGGAAGAACAAAUAUGGAGAUGUAUAAAUUGUGCUUUGUAUAAAAACAAACUUCAUAGUCGGGUAAUCACAACAACCCGCAAUAUGAGUGUGUCUGAAGCAUGUCUCUCUUCCAGUGAUGACAUGAUUCACAAAAUGAAACCUCUUUCCGAUGAAGAGUCGCAGAUACUCUUCCAUAGAAGAAUAUUUCAAAGCGAGGAGAAAUGUCCAGAAGAUUUGCAAGCAGUAUCAAGAGAGAUACUGAAGAAAUGUGGUGGAGUACCAUUAGCCAUCAUUACAAUAGCUAGCCUUCUAGUCAAUAACCAAAGGAUAAAGCAGAAAGAAGAAUGGAUGCAUGUGCACAGUUCGAUGGGCCGUGGAGUUACAGAAGGUGGUAUUGUGAAGGACAUGAAGAGGAUAUUAUCACUCAGCUAUUAUGAUUUGCCUUCGCAUCUGAAGGCUUGUUUGUUAUACCUAAACAUCUUUCCUGAAGACUUUGAGAUUAACAGAGAUUGGCUGAUAUGGAGGUGGCUUGCUGAAGGGUUUAUCCAAUGUGACAAAGAUGAAACCAGGCUGUUUGAGAUCGGAAAGAGCUACUUCAACGAGCUUAUGAACAGGAGCUUGAUCCAGCCAGCGAAAACCAAUUAUGAAGGAACAGUAGUAACUUGUCGUAUACAUGAUAUGGUGCUUGACCUUAUAUGCUCGCUGUCAAGUGAGGAGAAUUUUAUCUCCAUAUUGGAUAAUGCGGAGUGGAAUGCACCUAAUCCGCAAAGAAAAUUUCGCAGGUUAUCACUUCAUAAUAUCAAGGCAAAGGUUCAGAACCAUCAGUUUGAUAGCACUAGCCUGUCAAAAGUUAGGACCUUUGCUGUUUUCUCUCCUGUUACCUGUGAUUGGUUGUCAUCUCCCUCAAGCUUCCAAUUUUUACGUGUUCUGGAUCUUGGAAAUUGUGGCAGCCGUGAAAGUAGCUCUGGUAUCAGUCUCAAGUAUGCAGGGAAUUUAAUUCACCUAAGGUAUCUAGGGCUCAGGAAUGCAGAUGUUCACGAACUCCCAUUGGAGAUAGGAAAGAAGUUACAGCUUUUGCAGACACUAGAUAUACGAGGGAGUAGCAUAAUAGAAUUACCUAAAAGUAUUGUUCAACUAAGAAAAUUGAUAUGUCUAUAUGUUGAUACUGGCUUGAGGCUGCCAGAAGGAAUGGGGAACUUGACGUCCCUCGAAGUGCUGCAGGAAGUAAACCUAACCUCAUCUCCUCAUAUUGUGAAAGAGCUGAGCCAUUUGACAGAGAUUAGGAGGAUCGAACUUCACUGUGAUAGUAAGGCCGUGGAUCUGAUCAAUAUGGAUAUAUUAACUGAGUCCCUAGGCAACUUGCAAAAAUUGCAAAUUCUGUGUAUUGAUUUUGGUGGCGUAUUGUCGGAGUGCAUACGUGAAAGCUGGGUGCCCCCUCCACACCUCCAUACUUUUCAUUCAUGGGGCACCCACCUAGGGUCGGUCUUGAGACUUCCAAAGUGGAUUAACUCAACGUCGCUUCCCCACAUCUCCAGCCUGGCCAUAUUUGUGGAAGAACUGCAAGGGGACGACAUUCAGAUAAUUGGGAGGCUGCCUGCUCUUCGGCAUCUGGGCCUGCGUGCACGUCGCGUGGUCGGAACGUUGGUUGUGAGGGCUGAUGCAUUCCCAUUCACGAGAUGCUGCUUAUUCUCUUUUAACCACUGA
Aegilops tauschii subsp. strangulata is the source of this 2609-nucleotide messenger RNA. RefSeq names its product disease resistance protein RGA5-like. The record is from RefSeq and is a predicted model, not a curated record. Gene Ontology annotation, molecular function: ADP binding. Lineage: Eukaryota; Viridiplantae; Streptophyta; Magnoliopsida; Poales; Poaceae. Gene Ontology annotation, biological process: defense response to other organism.